AUGGAUUCUGAAUAUCGAGUAGAAACAACUUCUGAGCUGGGUAACGCUUGCGAUGUCACUUGGAUUUCUGGAGGCCUGUUCAAAGACUGUGCGUAUCUUGGCAAGAUCGUUGCACAGGGUAGGCGAGCCGGCGAGCACUGGAUAACCUCAGUCAGCUAUUCAAGCUUUUUCAACUUUCCGGGCUAUGAAGUUAGCGAACAAGGCUUGCCUUCUGUGGUUGUUCCUCUUGGCUAA
Messenger RNA from Opisthorchis viverrini, 234 nucleotides. RefSeq lists its product as hypothetical. The transcript is spliced from 2 exons. Lineage: Eukaryota; Metazoa; Platyhelminthes; Trematoda; Opisthorchiida; Opisthorchiidae. The coding region runs from base 1 to 234 and encodes 77 amino acids. The record is from RefSeq and is a predicted model, not a curated record.